This is a messenger RNA of Pseudophryne corroboree (corroboree frog), 1024 nucleotides long. Its product is annotated as cocaine- and amphetamine-regulated transcript protein-like. Gene Ontology annotation, molecular function: neuropeptide hormone activity. The record is from RefSeq and is a predicted model, not a curated record. Bases 149 to 484 code for a protein of 111 amino acids. The transcript has 3 exons. NCBI's taxonomy places the organism in Eukaryota, Metazoa, Chordata, Amphibia, Anura, Myobatrachidae. Gene Ontology annotation, biological process: cellular response to starvation; positive regulation of MAPK cascade; adult feeding behavior.
UGCUUAUUCCUAGCCGAUAAAGGGGGGGACGGGGGGACUCUGGUGCACACAGAGACCGCCCCUCAGAGAUAUAAGUGAGGAGCCCGGCCAGGGGAACCAGGGAGCAUAAGAGCUGACAUCCUGGCUGGUGAUUCCCACGUACAGCACCAUGGAGAAAGUGAGGAGAUGCCCCCCACUCGCCCAGCUGCCCCCCAGACACUCCGCCUUCCUGCUGCUCCUCUGCCUGUCCACGCUCAUCCUGCCGGGUAAGGGGGAAGACCCCAGACUGUCGCUGUCUCAGGAGGAUAACAGCCUGGCCAUGACCCUUGGAGAGAUGCUGCAAUACAACCAGGACAAAGGCAUCAGUCUGGAGAAGAAAGCCAGCCAAGUGCCCAGGUGUGAUGUAGGAGAACGAUGCGCCAUGAAACACGGGCCACGGAUUGGCAAGCUGUGCGACUGCCUGCGAGGAGCCUCCUGCAAUUCAUUCAUGCUGCGGUGCUACUAGCCGGCGGGGUCCCGUCCUCAGGGGCCCCACAUCUCAUAUGUUAAUAUGACUGGUACCCUGUGCUGUGCCUGACCUCCUAUCUGUGUGAUGUACCCUCACCCUCUGAGGAAUGUAAUAAUAGCCCUCAUGCUCCCUAUAUGCCUCUCCUGCCCCAGGGGUGGAGUCAUAAUGACCCCCCUCUGCUUCUUAUUAAUCCCAUUCUCCGCACUGUAAUAAAAUGGCAUUACUGACCAAAAUAUCUCCAAGUGAUUAAUAAUGUCCCGGCUCUUCCCGCUCUCAUAACUCCCCCACAUAAUCCCCUUUGUGACCCCACAGCAAAGCAUCACUGUCACUGAGCCCCUAUGUACACUCUCAUGUCACACACAGCUACAGGCUCCGGCACCUGUGACUCCUGUACCCUGAGCCAGCCAUUUGCAGGGGCAAAACCUAGUCUCUGCGCUGCCAGCGUGGGGCAGCUACACUCGCUAUGGGUGUAGAUAUCACCCUGAUGUAGUUUUAAUUUGACACCUACAACCUCCUGCCUUGUCUGAAUGUCUUCAA